This is a messenger RNA of Microstroma glucosiphilum, 3564 nucleotides long. RefSeq lists its product as hypothetical. The transcript has 2 exons. NCBI's taxonomy places the organism in Eukaryota, Fungi, Basidiomycota, Exobasidiomycetes, Microstromatales, Microstromataceae. The record is from RefSeq and is a predicted model, not a curated record. Gene Ontology annotation, molecular function: protein-macromolecule adaptor activity; cytoskeletal protein binding; ubiquitin binding. The coding region runs from base 1 to 3564 and encodes 1187 amino acids.
AUGGCCUAUGUACAGGUGGCCAAGGCACUGUACGACUACGAGGCCCAAGGAGAAGACGAGCUCAACCUCAAGGAAGACGACUCUCUGUACAUCUUGGAGAACGACGAUGCAGACUGGUUCAAGGCCAAGCUGCGUCGGCUCAAUCCUGAUGGAACUCCCGUCGAGCAAAGUGAUGACGAGGCAGAGAUUGGUCUCGUGCCGGCCAACUAUGUCGAGGAAGCUGAGCCAAUUCGGCUCAGUCGGGCACUUUACGACUAUGAAGCGCAGAACGAGGACGAGCUGUCCAUUGCAGAAGACGAAUUGUUGAGGGUCUACGAGUCUGACGGUCUCUGGCUCCUCGUAAAGAAGCAAGGACACGAUUCGCUGGGCGAGGGGGGAGUCGGCAAUCUGGGUUAUGUGCCUGCAAACUACGUAGACGAGAUGGAAGCUGUGGACACUGAUGGGGCAGCAGAAGUUGUAGACGAGCCUCCCCAGGCCAGUGCAUCAUACUUUGCUCCCCGGUCCACCAGUAUCCCUACCAUCAACACUUCUGCACCAGCAGUCGACAAGACGGACGAGAUUAAGAUGUGGGCCGUCUCGAUACUGGACGCCAAGAAAAAGAAGAAGAAGGGUACCCUUGGAAUCGGCAACGGCUCUCUCUUCUUUGCUUCCGACUCGGACAAGACCCCAGUUCAGAAGAUCCCGGUGCUGAAGAUUACCUCUUACACGAUCGAGAACAAGGGCAAGCAAUUACGCGUCGAGCUUGAUUCAAGUGCUGGAGUAGAGGGAGAUCUGAUGACCUUUGCAUGCGAGAAGAAGGAAGGGGAUGAGCUCAUCAGCAAGCUGGACGAGAGCCGCGGGAAAGCAGAAAGGGUAGCAGCAGCAGAGGAGCAGAAGCAACAAGCACCCGAAGAAGAAGAGGAAGAACAGGCAUACGAGACCCCAGUCGCACCUGUUGCACCUGCUGCAUCCCGGCCUCCAGUCGCAGCAGCGGCCCCAACUCUGCCACCUCCUCAGCGUACCAACUCUUCUAGUCUGCUCCCACCUCCGCAACGUCGGACAGGCAUAAGUCCGAGUGCGUCUUCCCCAUCAACGCCCCUCAGAGAGACACCGCCUGCACCAGCAACGAAUGGUCACUCGCGUGGCGAGCCAUGCGUUGCUCUGUACGACUUUGAAGCCCAGGGCGACGAUGAAUUGGGUGUAGGAGAGAAUGAAAGCCUUACACUGCUGGAGCGGGAGAAUGAUGACUGGUGGAAAGUUCGUAAUGCUCAAGGUCAGGAAGGAGUCGUACCGGCUAGCUAUAUUGAAGUCGCAGAAGGUGGAGCUGCUGGUCAGGCAGAAGAGGCUACUCCGCAAGACGCAGAGGCCGAUGCAGAAGCUGCAAGGCAACGAGAAGAGGCCGAGAGGGAGCAACUUCUCGCUGCCGAGCAACGUCGAAAGGAAGCUCGCGAUAGGUUGGCCAGGGAGGCUGAGGAGAGACGCAGGCGAGAGGCUCUCAAGGCUCAGCCUGCUCCUACACCCCCUACCACAGCCAGGAGCACAGUCGCUGCUGACGGUGCUCGAGCAGCGGCCAAGGACGUCAAGAUCCCCGAAGGGCGAUCGGCGCCUGCACGGCCAAAGGAGGCCGGCAGCAAAGCCAAGCCUGCCCCGAGCAGGACUAGAGUCUGGCACGAUCGAAGUGGCCAAUUCAGGGUCGAGGCUGAGUUCUUGGGCUUCAAUCAAGGCAAGCUUCGCCUGCACAAGCUCAAUGGAGUUGUCAUCGAAGUCGCCAUCGAGAAGAUGUCGAAGCCGGACAUCCAAUAUCUCGAAGAAGUGACCGGAAAGCCUCUUUUGCCGAGAAGGGACAAGGCUGCAGCUGAGUCUAGUCGUGGGUCUGCUUCGGGCGGUGGUAGUGAUCCGCGACAGAGCGAGCGAGAGCGGGAACGGCGAAAGGAGAAGGAGCGUGAAGCUCGCCGGCGACAGGCGGCCGCACGUGGACCUCGUCGUAACAUCGAUUGGUUCGAAUUCUUCCUGGCCGCUGGGGUAGAUGUGCAUGACUGCACGCGAUAUGCAACUGCCUUUGAGAGAGACAACAUCGAUGACACUAUCCUGCCCGACAUGGAGCCCACAACGCUGAGAUCUCUAGGUCUGCGAGAGGGCGACAAUAUCAGGGUCAUGAAGUUCAUUGAGCGCAAGUACAAGCCUCAGCGCUCAACGAGCGGCAUGACACAGAGCGAUAUCGCAAAGCAGAUGAAGGCUGACGAGGAGUUAGCAAAGAAGCUGCAAGAGCAGGAGCGUGGGGCUAAGGGAGGUGGAUCAGAGUCUCCAGGCCUCUUCUCUGGCCCAGACGGCGCCCUGAAGAACAACACUCGACGAGGCAGACCGACUCCCAAGGCAUCGACGAGUGGAGUCGAUGCGGCCUCCAUCGCUGCCGCGGGCGAGAGUCUGGAUCGCAUCACCAGUCCGGCCCAACGUAGCAAUACCUCGAGUCCAAACAUCGAUCGCGGAUCCAGCCAAGCCAAGGCCACUCCUUCUACCAAGUCCAGUGGCUUCGAUGACGACGCUUGGACACCCCGUCCCAAUAGCGCAAAGCCAGCUUCGCCACCACCGCCUGCAAAAGCGGCCACUCCUGUUCCACCUCCCGCCCCUAAAGCCCCUACACCUCCUCCAGCUCCAGCCCCGGCCCCGGCACCUGUCGAACCUGCAAAGCCUGCUGACCCCAAUUCGGCUCUGUUCGAGAAGUUGGCCGCUAUGAAGGCUCCUUCUGCCGCAGAACAGCAGCGUCCAGGUGCUAGCCCGAACUCUUCUUUCAUGGGCUCGGGCGGCUACAAUCCCAACGGUGCGCGGGGGCCAAUGGCUCCAGUGCCACAGAAUCAGGGCCUGUUGCAACCGCUCAUCUCCACCCAGGGUACUGGCCAAUUUGUCCCAACUCGCAAUGGCAUGAUGGGCCAGCAGGCAACGGGGAUGAUGGGCCAGCAGCCGACGGGUUGGGGAGGUAUGCAACAGCAGCCGACUGGCUUCUACGGCGGCAGCGGAUUCCAGCAGCAGCAGCCUCAGCAGACUGGCUUCGGAGGCAUGACUUCUCAGCCCACGGGCUGGAUGGGCUCACAGCAGACUGCAAUGUCUACCAAUAUCUCUGGAUUCGCUUCACCGCAACCGCAAUCCUCGCCUGCGUUCCAGAACCAGCAGCAGCAGCAGCAACAGCCUCAACAGACGGGCAUCUCUGCACAGCAGACUGGUAUGGGUCAGAAUGGAGGCGCAGCUGGAGCCGGAGACAAAUAUGGAGCUGGCAACAUCUUUGCUCAGAUGAAGAGUGGUCAAUUUGGCAAGGACACCAACAAUGCUGCUCAGCCUCCGGCCAAAUAUGACGCUUUGAGACCACAGCCCACUGGCUGGUCCCCGGCAGGUGUGCAGCAACCUCAACAGACAGGCGCAUUCGGAGGAGGAAUGUACCCUCAACAGACGGGCAUGGGCAUGGGGAUGAUGCAGCCGCAAUACACUGCAAUGCAGCAGCAGCCGGGCGGGAUGAUGUAUGGGCAGCAGACUGGGUUCAAUGGCCAAGGCCAGUAUGGGCAGCAAGGCUAUGGUUAUCAGCAGCAAUACUGA